Molecule: messenger RNA, 2505 nt
Organism: Rhineura floridana
Lineage: Eukaryota; Metazoa; Chordata; Lepidosauria; Squamata; Rhineuridae
Product: vomeronasal type-2 receptor 26-like
Exons: 6
Coding region: 1-2505 (834 amino acids)
Biological process (GO): G protein-coupled receptor signaling pathway
Cellular component (GO): membrane
Molecular function (GO): G protein-coupled receptor activity
Source: RefSeq, a predicted model, not a curated record
AUGGAGGCUCAGGAUUCACCUCGGGCUGCAAACUAUGCCCCGCGACCCGCAAGUCACUUCCUUUCCAGUGUGGUGACCAAGUUCUACCAGCACAUCCUGGCCUUGGUGUUUGCAGUUGAUGAGAUCAAUGACAAUCCCCAGAUCUUGCCCAAUCUCACUUUCGGGUUCCACAUCUAUGACAGCUACUCCAAUUCAAGGAUGACCUACCGUACCACUCUGGACCUGCUCUUCAAAUCCCAUCACUUUGUCCCCAACUACAAAUGUGGCAUCCAGAAAAAUGUAAUAGGAGUCAUUGGGGGACUGACCUCUGAUACUUCUUCACGAAUGGCAGACAUCUUAAGUCUUUACAAGAUUCCACAGAUUUCAUAUGGUUCAUUUGAGCCAGAAGUGAAGAAUAAAGUCAAGUUCCCUUCCUUUUAUCGCAUGGUCCCCAAUGAAGCCCUUCAGUAUCAGGGAAUUGUCCAGCUACUUCAGCAUUUCAGGUGGAAAUGGGUAGGGCUCAUCACUGUAGAUGAUGAAGGUGGAGAACAUUUCUUGCAGGCCAUAGAGACAAUGCUUUCACAGAAUGGGAUAUGUUUAGCAUUCUCAGAAAGAAUUCCAAAAAAUAUGCAUUUAUACACCAACAUACAUGAAAUUAUAUCUGGCAGACGUACUAUUUUGCCAGCUUUCAUGAUGAGUGAAGCCAGUGCAGUAGUUAUACAUGGAGAAACUGCAACAAUAACGUGGUUGGGAGGCACUAUAGGAGCAAUCAGGAUAAUUCAACUAAUAGUUCCUCAAUUUAAGAAGUACACUGCAGCAAAAGUGUGGAUUACGACAGCCCAAAUCGAUUUCACAUCACAUAUUUUUCUAAAGAUUAUUGAUACUGAUAUACAGGACUUUCAUGGUGCUAUAUCCUUCUCAAUUCACUCAAAGGAGCUUCAGAACUUCCAAGAUUUUCUUGAGAGUGUAAAUCCAUCUUGGGACAAUGCAGAUGGUUUUAUCAGUGAUUUCUGGGAACAAGCAUUCAGUUGUUUACUUUCAAAUUCCACUGUGCCUACAGACAUCCAUGACACAUGUACCAAAGAGGAGGUGCUGGAGAGCCUUCCUUCUCCCUAUUUUGAAAUGAGCAUGACCGGCCACAGCUUUAGUGUCUACAAUGCUGUCUAUUCUUUGGGACAUGCCUUACAUUUCAUGUACUCAACUAGAUCCAACUGCAGAAGAAUGGAGGUUAUGGGCACAUUGUCUUCUUCGAUGGUGAAGCCCUGGCAGCUCCACUCAUUUCUUCAGAGGGUUUCAUUCAACAACAGUGCUGGAGAUAAAAUUACAUUUAACGAACAUGGAGAAUUAGUAGCGGGAUUUGAUAUUACAAACUUGGUCACUUUCUCAAAUAAAUCCUAUAUCAAGAUCAAAGUGGGAAAACUGGAUCCUCAGGCUUCCCCUGGCAAAGAGCUCACCAUAAAUGAGGAAAGAAUCAAAUGGCAUAGAGGUUUGACUCAGGUGCCCCCCCUUUCAGUAUGUAAUGACCACUGCUAUCCUGGUUAUGGGAAGAAAAAGAAGGAAGGGAAGAAAUUUUGCUGCUAUGAUUGUGCUCCAUGUCCUGAUGGGAUGUUCUCAAAUGAGAAGGAGAUGGAAACUUGUGUCAGUUGUGCCGAAGAUUACUAUCCAAACACAGGCCGGGAUCAAUGCAUUCCUAAGAUUCCAAACUUCCUAUCCUUUGAAGAAACUUUGGGAAUCAUUUCAACUUUCUCAGCACUUUUAUUCUCUUUGAUCACAGCUCUGGUGCUUGGCAUCUUAAUUAAGCAUUGGCACACUCCCAUAGUCAAAGCCAACAACAGAAGCCUCACCUGCAUUCUCCUCAUCUCCCUCCUGUUUUGCUUCCUCUGCUCUUUGCUGUUCACUGGAGCACCCAAUAAGGUGAGCUGCCUUCUCCGACAAACAGCUUUUGGAAUCAUCUUCUCUGUCAGCCUCUCCACUGUGCUAGCCAAAAUCAUCACUGUGGUUCUGGCUUUCAUGGCUACCAAACCAGGAUCCAAGAUGAGCAAAUGGGUGGGGACAAGAAUGUCACAUUAUAUUAUUCUUUCCUCUUCUGUAAUUCAAGUAGGGAUCUGUGCUCUCUGGCUGACAACCACUCCUCCAUUCCCUGAUUUGGACACACACACGAUGACUGAAGAAAUUAUACUGCAAUGUAAUGAAGGUUCAACCACCAUGUUCUAUUGUGUCUUGGGCUACAUGGGCUUCCUGGCCAUUGUCAAUUUCACUGUAGCUUUCAUAGCCAGAAAGUUGCCAGACAGUUUUAAUGAAGCCAAAUUCAUCACUUUCAGCAUGUUGGUCUUUUGCAGUGUUUGGCUGUCUUUUAUUCCAACCUACCUGGCCACAAGAGGAAAAUACAUGGUUGCUGUGGAGAUCUUCUCCAUCUUGGCUUCCAGUGCUGGGUUACUGGGUUGCAUCUUUUCACCCAAAUGCUACAUUAUUCUGGUGAGGCCUGAACUGAACAACAGAGAGCAGCUGAUACGAAGAAGGAUAUAA